Sclerotinia trifoliorum is the source of this 4142-nucleotide messenger RNA. The record is from the annotation of a GenBank genome assembly. Lineage: Eukaryota; Fungi; Ascomycota; Leotiomycetes; Helotiales; Sclerotiniaceae.
CUCAACUCAACUGGAUUGUAAAGAACCAAACUUCUCCAAAUAAAGCUGUAUUACCAGCAGAUACCAUGAACAAUGUUCAAUUUCUCAAGUUUUGUGCAGAAGGCUCAAUCAUUUAUUGACCCAACUCAGGCUCUCAAUAUCUCUGCUUCUGAUCGAAACCCUGCCAAAUCUACCCUUUUCCGCAAUCAAUUCAGAUUACCAGAUUCCCAAACCCCUCUACAAGAAAUCACCGCCGAACUUACAAUAGCCCCACCGAACCAGUACUCACCAAAUGCCACGCAAGGAGAAAAGGAUAAGGAUAGGGAUAGAGGCUUUCAUUAUGCAGGAAAGUUGCACUUGAGUGAAGCAUACCUCUGUUUCUCGACACAACCUACAAGUUUCCUUCAAACAGCAAGUACGGGUAUAUCUUCGGGAUUCAAUGGGCAAACCCAUGGUGCUGGACCUGGAGGAAAUGGAUUUACUUUGCCUUUAUGUGCCAUAAGGCGAGUAGAACGGCUUCACAGUCAAUCCUACCAGGUAUGCAUCCCUUGUUCUCAUGCGGUCUACUUGCUGACAUCGACCGAAGUUCGCCCUAGCUAUUACUACCUGGAAUGGAAUUGCAAAUACACCAGGAAAAGAUGGCUCGAAACAACCCUCAUAUCAACAAAAAAUUACAGUAAAUCUUGCCGGAACGCGCCAAACUUGCGAAAGGUUUUGCGAUGGUUUAAAAAAAGGACUGAAAUCAGGAGUGGGUGACGUUGCGAAGAUGAAACGUGUUGUCGCAGAGUGUUAUUCUGAAUAUCUUCUACAAGGCGACAAUAGAACGGGUGAAAUUCCGGAUGCGGGACUUGGGAUGUUGUUCAGGUAUCCUGGUGACGUUCGGAAAUUACGGGACAAAAGCAAAAUGAGACUAUGGGGGGAGUAUCUUCGAGAGAAUGGGCGAAAUGUUACAUUGAUACGCCAACCUACGUUUCAUAAGUUGAUUCGAGUUGGUUUACCGAAUCGACUACGAGGAGAAAUAUGGGAACAAACAUCCGGAUCGUUAUUUUUGCGCUUGGAAAAUCCGACGCUAUAUACAGACACCUUAGCGAAAUUUGAAGGACGAGAGUCCCUUGCGAUUGAUGAAAUAGAGAAGGAUCUCAAUCGAAGUUUACCUGAAUACCCUGGAUUUCAGAGCGUGGAAGGUAUCGACCGAUUGCGGCGAGUCCUCACAGCAUAUAGUUGGACCAACGAAGAAGUCGGAUAUUGCCAGGCCAUGAAUAUCGUUGUGGCAGCACUAUUGAUCUAUAUGUCUGAAUCGCAAGCUUACUUCCUUUUAUCUGCGCUUUGCGACAGAUUACUACCGGGAUAUUACUCACAAACCAUGUACGGCACUCUACUCGACCAGCGCGUGUUUGAGUCUUUAGUAGAGAAAACUAUGCCAAUAUUAUGGGAUCAUUUGGUUAAAUCGGACGUCCAGCUAUCAGUCGUUUCUCUUCCUUGGUUUUUGUCUCUGUAUAUUAAUUCUAUGCCUCUCGUAUUUGCAUUUCGUGUUUUAGAUGUUUUCUUUUUAGAAGGUCCAAAGGUUCUAUUUCAGGUUGGGCUCGCCAUUCUACGCAUAAACGGAGAAGAUCUUUUAGACGCUACUGAUGAUGGUGCUUUCAUUUCUGUGCUGAAAGGUUAUUUCUCGAAACUCGAUGAAUCUGCGCAUCCAAAAUCCGAGAACGCCAAAUUACGAGCUGUCACGAGAUUCCAGGAGUUGAUGGUUGUUGCUUUCAAGGAAUUUUCGGGAAUCACACAAAAUACCAUUUCGGAGCAACGCAUGAAUCAUAAAGAUGCUGUCUUGAAUAGUAUUGAAAGUUUUGCAAAACGAACUUCGAUACGAAACUUAGGCCCAGACAGCAAGAAAUUGAGUGUUGAGGAAUUAGGUGCUUUGUAUGACAGGUUUUAUGGUGUAUUAUAUGAGAGACAGCAAAGAAAUCAGAUGAUACAAGAAGAAAAAGAAAGGAGAGCAAAAGCCAACAGAGCUAGCGUUAUUUCUGGUUUAGGAGAGAAUCAAAAUAUUGAAAAGGGUAGGGUAGGACUCGGCCCAAGUCCUACUUUGAUGGAUUAUGAUUGCUUCCGAGAAUUCCUUGCUGGAAUAACUAGAUGGGCUGUAUCAGAUUCGCCAUCACCACAAGAAAAGGAACUCGAGAAGGAAAAGCAUUCCUACUUUGGCAAUUCUUUCCGUCGUAAAGAUAUUUCACUUUCUCCUUGGGGCUUUGGUAAUCCCGAACCAGCCGAUCACGAAUUCAUGCAACGAUUGUUCCGGAGAUGGGAUGUGGAUAUGAAUUCCGCAUUGACACUGCAAAAUGUUGUAACGGGAUUGGCUCACAUCAAGGGCAAGGGUGACAUUAUGGGAAGCAUUACUUACUUCUUUGAGUUGUAUGAUGAUGAUGGAGAUGGAAAGGUUGAUAGGGAGGGUAUUCUACGAAUAUCUGAAGCUUUACUAUUUCUCUCCCGAAGAGGUUUAGAUGGAUCUUUAACACCUUCGCCAUCUAUGGUUGGUUUGAGUGAAUAUGAGGCUGGUAACCCUGCACAGUUCAAUAGUCCACAUACAACAACACAAGAAAGAUUUUUGAAUAGCGUGAGUGCAUUCAUCAGACGUUGUUUUGAGUAUGCUGAUCCGGAUCAUCCACAAAAUGUUGAGGAUGAAGAGGAAGAUGCUGAAAUUGAGGAAGAAAGCGAAGAAAAAGCAGAAGAUGCCUCAUAUGGUACAAAUGGCCUCGUUGAUCCCAACUCAUUUGCUGUUGGUGAUUCGGAUGAUUCGGAUGAAGAAGAGGAAGAAGAUCUUUUAGAUCUCGGUACCGAUUCCAAGAAAACCAAAAAGGAAAUUGGUCUUCCAAUUAUUCCUCCACCAUCUAAUAACCCUAAUAAUAUUUCCACGCCUUCUCGAAGUGUUUCUAAGGCACAAUCAGAACGAGCUAAUGCUGCUCUGGAUCCAUCCAAACCACUUCACAUAACUCUUCCCACUUUCCGUAUGGUUGUUCUGGCCGACGAACUCCUAGAACAAUUCUUCGAAUCGUCAUUCCCAGCUUCCUUCCGAAUCUUAGAUAAGAUGGCCUCAACUUCAAAUGCCACAAAUUCCUCCUCUUCCCUAACCACAUUUACAAGUAUUGGAUUUGGUAAAUCAGCAGCAAAUGCUGCGGCAAAUGUUGUUAGUGGUCCUAGUUCUGCUGGUGUGGUGCCACCUUCAAAAGGACUUAGGGGUGUAUUAGAUAAUAUUGUUACUGAUGGAAUGAGAGUUGCUGCAGAGGUUAGGAGGAGAAUGGAUGAAGCUCAGAAGGAAUUGGAAAGGAAUGCAGUUCAUAGACCUGGUAUACAAGAUGAGGAUGAAGAGGAAGAAGAUGAUGGAUUAAGAGUUUCAGGUGGUUAUGGUGGAGAUGCUGAGAGGCGGAGUGUUAGGAGUGAAGAUAGAGAUUUAUUGGAAGGAUUGGAUGCAGAGGCUGGUAGUAUUAAGAGUGGUGUUGAAAAAGUUGAAGCGACUGGGAUACAAAAUAAGAAUGGAGGUUUGAUGCCUAGUAUUUCAGGAGAUUCAAGGAGGGAUAGAAGUUCUAGUUCGGCUACGCAGAAAGUGUUAGAGUUUGAACGGUAGGGCGAGGUGAUAUGAUAUCUGUGCUAUGGUAGCGGAGUGUGUUUCCGACAGUCACGAGGUCUUUUGUAGCUCUAUAUGAAGAUCGAUCAGAUCUUGAUGGACGGAAUGGGAGUAUUAAAUGGCAAAACGAGUUAGAGAAAAAAGAAGUUGAUAUGCAUUUUCGAGGCGAGCGAGCGAAUGUUUUUGUUUUUGUUUUUGAUUGCUAGGGAAAGCAAUAGGCGAUGAACGAAUGGAUUUGAUAGGUGGCUGGCUACUGGAGGCGUUUAUCUUUUUCGUCUGUUUGGGUUUGGUUUUCAUUCUUUGUAGUUUAUUUUUUUGGGGACUGUUUGAGUUAUUGAGUUGUUGUUGAGUGAUGCGGGUAUUGAUAAGUAGUAGGUAGUAGUUUUAUUGAAUUCAAGUGGUUGUGUCUGAUUCAAUUUUAUUUCAUUCAAUUUGAUUUGAUUAAUUCACCUAGUGGUUAUUUAGUCAUCUUGUGUUGAGGAAAUGGGAAAUAAUUGUUGUUUUGGUGAUUUGAUUUGAUAAAGAAAGAGAUAAGGAUAAUGGAGUGAAA